AUGCUCGCCAGACUGCUCUCCCUCUCGUGUCUGCUGACCUACGUGGCGGCUACCGCCCUCACGUUCACGCUUCAGCCCAAUGAAAAGUCGUGCUUCUACAUCUUCAACCAGAACCAGCGCGCCAACAUCGGCUACUACUUUGCUGUCCAGGCCGGUGGAUCGUUCGACGUGGACUACACCAUCAAAGCCCCAGGAGGCAGAAUCCUCGCCAACGAGCAGAAACAGAGACAGGGCGACUACAUCUUCACCGCAGACCUUAUUGGAGAGUACGAGUUCUGUUUCUCGAACGAAAUGUCCACCUUUGCCGAGAAAGUCGUGGACUUUGAGAUCAAGGACAACGACGAGUUCAAGGCGUCGUUGCCUAACGCCCCGGCAGAAAACACAGCCGUCGAGGGAAUGCAGGCUUCUGCUUUGCGGAUCGAGGAGAAAUUGGGCCAGCUCUCCAACACCCUCCAAUACUACAAAACAAGAAACAACAGAAACCAGUCCACCGUCAAGUCCACCGAGAGCCGGAUCUUCUGGUUUUCGGUGUUCGACGUGGUUCUCAUGUGCAGCAUGGCGGCUUUCCAGGUGCUCGUGGUCAAGUUCUUCUUCCAGGGCUCCAGAAGACAGCUGGUGUAA
Ogataea philodendri is the source of this 621-nucleotide messenger RNA. RefSeq lists its product as uncharacterized. Gene Ontology annotation, biological process: intracellular protein transport; Golgi organization; protein retention in ER lumen. NCBI's taxonomy places the organism in Eukaryota, Fungi, Ascomycota, Pichiomycetes, Pichiales, Pichiaceae. The transcript has a single exon. The coding region runs from base 1 to 621 and encodes 206 amino acids. The record is from RefSeq and is a predicted model, not a curated record. Gene Ontology annotation, cellular component: Golgi apparatus; COPII-coated ER to Golgi transport vesicle; endoplasmic reticulum.